AUGGCAGGGAAGGAUGUAGCGGUGCCAACACGGGGUUGCCAGCUGGAGCAGCUCAUGCUGACGUGGAGCAUCGAGGACGAGCUGCUCCGAGAGAAGGUACGGCCCAUACCAACCACCUUUCCGGAUGUACCCUCGUACCUGUCUGCCUUCCGCUGGCCCCUGCUGGAGGAGUGCCGUGUGGGGCUCAAAUGUGGCCUUGAGCAGCUGCCUGCCGCCGCCUCCACACGGAUCGUGGUCCAAGCGGUGCAGAAGGGUGGUGAUAGGUGGGCAGCGAGAGCGGAUGGAUGCGGCGAGGUGGAGAGGGAUGACUGGCAGCGGCAGUUUGUGAGUUACUCUGGUGAUGACGACUACUGCCAGGGCGAGGUCCACGGGCGUUCAGUGCACGGUAGUGCGUUGGAUGAGAUCGCACCACCGUGGCGCAUGGUACCACAUGGCCAGCCGAUUGGUCGGUGCAAAUGGCAGCUGGGAGGCGCCGCAAGGGAGGCGCACUCGACGGCUGCGUGCUCUGAAAGGAAGAGAUUCCGCUACGUGCACUUUGGAGUGCAGCAGCAGCAGCAGCAGCAGGCUGCAGGGGCUGCUGGGGCAGCAGCGAGGCUGCAGUGGGGAGGUGCAGCAAGGCUGAGGCUGAAGCCCACAGACGUGGUGCUGCUGUCCACUGUAGCCCCCUCUGCCCCCACGGAUCUGCUCUGCCCGCGGGUGCUGUAUCGCCUUGCUGUCCUUCUUGCGGAGAGAAACUCAUCAGGGGAGGAUGGAGACAGCGAUCGCUGUUUCCGGGCCAGGAUAUGCACUCCAGAGGAUUCGCCUGUGUAUCAGGGCCUGGUUGGGGUAGUGGACGGGGGGGAGUGUGCAGGUGGUGCGUCGUGGUAUGUGACCUUGGUGGGUAGCUUGGCAACACCAUAG
This is a messenger RNA of Closterium sp. Naga37s-1, 900 nucleotides long. The record is from the annotation of a GenBank genome assembly. NCBI's taxonomy places the organism in Eukaryota, Viridiplantae, Streptophyta, Zygnematophyceae, Desmidiales, Closteriaceae.